CAAGGGAGCAGAAGGGUGCGCGGAGCAGAGGCAGAGGGAUGGGGUGAGGGCAGGCGGAAGCAGAGGCAGAGCGGGGGCGCAGGCGCCUGCAAUCCAAGAUCCGAAGGCGCUAAAAGCUCCGGAUUCAGCGGCGCACCCGGCGCUUGCCCAGGAGGUGGCGCGAGGCUCCGCGGUGGUGGCUGUGAGCCCAGGUGCCUGCCCGGGAGGUGGCUCGGGGCUCCGGGGUGGCUGUGCGCCCUCAAGGGAGCCAUGGCGGCGGGGGCCGGGGGUCGCCGGGCGGCGGGCCGCGCCGUGGCCGCGCCGGGUUGCCGGCCCUGAGCGCCGGCGGGCGCGCACCAUGAACUCGUGGGACGCGGGCCUGGCGGGGCUGCUGGUGGGCACGAUGGGCGUCUCGCUGCUGUCCAACGCGCUGGUGCUGCUCUGCCUCCUGCACAGCGCCAACAUCCGCCGCCAGGCGCCCGCGCUCUUCACCCUCAACCUCACGUGCGGCAACCUGCUGUGCACCGUGGUCAACAUGCCGCUCACCCUGGCCGGCGUCGUGGCGCAGCGACAGCCGGCUGGCGAUCGCCUGUGCCGCCUGGCCGCCUUCCUGGACACCUUCCUGGCCACCAACUCCAUGCUCAGCAUGGCAGCGCUCAGCAUCGACCGCUGGGUGGCCGUGGUCUUCCCGCUGAGCUACCGCGCCAAGAUGCGCCUCCGGGACGCCGCUCUCAUGGUGGCCUACACGUGGCUGCACGCGCUCACCUUCCCCGCCGCUGCGCUCGCCCUGUCCUGGCUGGGCUUCCACCAGCUGUACGCUUCGUGCACGCUGUGCAGCCGGCGGCCGGACGAGCGCCUGCGCUUCGCCGUCUUCACGGGCGCCUUCCACGCACUCAGCUUCCUGCUCUCCUUCGUCGUGCUCUGCUGCACGUACCUCAAGGUGCUCAAGGUGGCCCGCUUCCACUGCAAGCGCAUCGACGUGAUCACCAUGCAGACGCUCGUGCUGCUCGUGGACAUCCACCCCAGUGUGCGGGAACGCUGUCUUGAGGAACAGAAGAGGCGGCGGCAGCGCGCCACCAAGAAAAUCAGCACCUUCAUAGGGACUUUCCUCGUGUGCUUUGCGCCCUACGUGAUCACCAGGUCUCCAAAUACACAAACCAAAUUCUCCAGAAGUCUUGGGGAGACAUCGGACAUCGGGGCUGGUGCACAGCUGCUGGAGCUGUCCUCCACGGUGCCCAUCGGCUCGCACUGGGGAGUGCUGUCCAAGUGCCUGGCCUACAGCAAGGCCGCGUCCGACCCCUUCGUGUAUUCCUUACUGCGACACCAGUACCGCAAAAGCUGCAGAGAGAUUCUGAACAGGAUCCUCCACCGGCGUUCCUUCCACCCGUCGGGCCUCACCGGUGACUCCCACAGCCAGAACAUCCUGCCAGUGUCUGAGUGAAGGAUGCCACUCCUCUGGAGAGUUUGGAAUGAGACAGCCGGUGAGAAGGCAGGGAGGGCUUGGGGCUCCUGGGCGGACACCGCCAGCCGCUACCCACCUGGCAAGCCCCGUGACGCCGGUUCCCUGGGUGGUAGGGGCUCUGAAGGCUGCUUCCUGGGUCCUCAAGGACAGAUGUUGAACUGUCCCUGUUUAUCACCAAAGGAUGACCAUGGGAUGUGCUCUGGCGCUUCUUCCUGAGAAGCUCCUUUGAGCUCCUAGACUCACCAGAGGCUCCCAGAGGUGACUCUCAGUCCAGUCAUGGUCAAGAACACACAGCACUGGUGGCAGGUGGGGAAGCAUGGCGUCCACCUGCUUCCUAACCACUGGAUGUUGGGCUCCAUGCUGAAGAAAAGUGGUGGUCUCCAUGGAACAUAAGUUGUACUGAAUGUGAGGUUGGCAGUGGCCGUUGGGCCCCACACCAAGCAUGGCUGCUCUUCUCUACGUGGUAGUGAUGGCUGCUUUAACCCAAAUAUUAUUCAGCUGGUACUCACUAAAUUGUACUCAGCUGGGACUCUUGGGUCCUGUGCUCAAGGGUAAAAUGUUUAACAACUAGUGGCUACCCGAUUGUUGCCCACCAGUUGUCUUAGAAAUGUUCAUGUUGGAUUCAACUUUUAUCCCUCGCCCCCUCCCCUGCCCAAAGCUAACAUUUGUGUGUGUAGACAAUCUUAGCAUGAAAAUGGUUUAAAUAGGCAGGUUAUACACGUAAUAAUGUUCUUUAAAGCCUGACCCUGAAGCCACCUUCUUCUGAUUUACAUGCCAUCAGCGUUGGAGCCAAGGAGAGGCAGGAGGAAGGUGGUGGCUGGUCCCCUUCCCCAAUUUGUGACCUGAAUUUGCAGGAAGCAUUUUACUUUGUCUCACACAUCUUGUCUGGCACGUCCUUUGAGAUGGAUGGACAAGAGCUGACCUGAGCAGGGUUUUAGCCUUGAUUUUCAAGCACAGGCUUCCAUUAUCCUGGUGGCUCAAUACCCUGGUUCCUUAAAGUCUAGCAACAGAAAGUAGAAGCUGUCAGAGGUGACUGAGAAAGUGCCCUGUGCUAAUGAUGGGAGAGUGAAGUUUUUAUCGAAAACCAUAACUAUAAUACAUAUGCCAAUCCAUUAGCAGUUCCCAUCUUGAUUUAAUAAAAACCAACGUGAAUGGAC
This is a messenger RNA of Hipposideros armiger (great roundleaf bat), 2598 nucleotides long. RefSeq names its product G protein-coupled receptor 26 (gene GPR26). Lineage: Eukaryota; Metazoa; Chordata; Mammalia; Chiroptera; Hipposideridae. Gene Ontology annotation, molecular function: G protein-coupled receptor activity. The record is from RefSeq and is a predicted model, not a curated record. Gene Ontology annotation, biological process: adenylate cyclase-activating G protein-coupled receptor signaling pathway. The transcript has 4 exons. The coding region runs from base 338 to 1420 and encodes 360 amino acids. Gene Ontology annotation, cellular component: membrane.